This is a messenger RNA of Daucus carota subsp. sativus, 1727 nucleotides long. RefSeq lists its product as uncharacterized. The record is from RefSeq and is a predicted model, not a curated record. The transcript is spliced from 6 exons. Bases 1 to 1542 code for a protein of 513 amino acids. Lineage: Eukaryota; Viridiplantae; Streptophyta; Magnoliopsida; Apiales; Apiaceae.
AUGGGCAGAGGUAAUUGGGGAAGGGGUAGAGUAGAAGAAGAUGAUGACAGUGAUAGCGAUUUUGUGUAUGAGAGUGACAAUGAGGAAAUUGAUGAGAGUGAUGAGGACAUUGACAUCGAAGACGAGAGUGAGGAUGAUGAUGAUAUGGAAGGUGGGGAUGAUGAUUCUAUGGAGAGUGGAGAUGAUGAUGAUUAUGAUGAUGAUGAUGAUGAUGAUGAUAUGGAGGGUGAGGAUGAGAUGGGGUCUGCUGAGGCAACUGAGGGAAGAGCUGCACAAAGUGUGAGUUAUGGCCAUUACAAAAAACCACCAAAGAAAGGGCAUCCCAAGCUUGGCGUGGUGGAGUUUAUUGAUGAAAAAACUAUCAAACAACCUAAAUACAAAAGGACCUUGAAAGCAAUAAUGAGAGCUGAAUGGAAAUAUGAGACAGCCUUUGAAAGAGGACGAAAACGAACUGCCUUUCUAAACAAAUGUGUUAAAAAGUUUAGGAUAUACUACUACUAUCCAGAAGACUAUACAGUGGAAGAGGGAAAUUCAGUGGUUAGAGAGCAUUUGAAAAGAAACUUGAAGCAUAAUAUGUUUAUUUGGAAGAGGGACGCUAAUAAACAGGUUGAGGAAGCUCUUAAAAAAGGGGAGGAGGCAAACCGGCUGAUGUUCAAGCCCCAUUACCUUGAAGAAGAUGCAUGGAAGGGUUGUUGCGACUACUGGGAUUCAACAGGACAUAAGCAGAUGUCGGAGACCAACAAGGAGAAUCGGAAAAAUUUGAAGUUCCCGCACGCUAGUGGGGCGAAGCCAUUUGAAGAACGACGCAUUGCCAGGGAGUUGGAAACGGGGGAGGUUAUGUCUGAACUGGAUCUGUUUAAUAUUGUCUAUACAAAGAAGCAUGCAGAACUGAUGGAAAUAAAGGAGGCUAUGGAGCGUGCUGCACAGGAAUUUGCUUCUCAAACAGGUGCUGAUGAGCCACCUCCAUCUCCUGCCACCUGCAGAAAAAAGAAUAUAUUAAUUUCUCUGCGAGCUCGUAAGUUAAAUAAAGGGAAGAUAUUUAUGAAUCCAAACAAGACUAUUCACGACUUUCUCGGGCCAGAGGAGGCUGCCGAAUGGACCACCUCGUCCAUUCCUGCACGUAUUCCGAAUCAUGCAUAUGAUAUGAUGGGUAGGGCACUAAAUGAGGUGACUGAUAUGGUCCAGGCCAUGGAUGGGAUAAAUGAGAUCACCCGAUCCCACCUUGAUGAGGAGUUGAAAAAAUUGGCUGAUGGUGCAUAUCCAAACAAGGAUGAUCCUGUACAAAAGGUAUUAUGGGGCCAAUAUAUCAAGGUUGCAGCAAGUUUGGCUAGUUCUCAAUUCGAGAGAUUCAAAAAGGUCAUAAUUGAGGAUACCGAGGAGGAUGGAACUGAAAAUGGACAUGAUAUGGAAGAUUAUGAAGGAAAUGCGGAUGGACAGAACAUAGAUGAUGAAGCAGGAGACAUGGAUGAUGACAGAGCAAACAUGGAUGGACAUUAUAGUGAUGAAGAUGGCAGCUUCAACAACACUCAACUUAGCCCUUAGUUUAUAUGCAUUGUCUAGUAGUCUAUCUCUAUGUGUAAUUAGAAGUUAUGCUUUUGUGAAUUCUAGUAAUCCGUAUGUGAAUUCUACCAAGUACUCUAGUCUCUUUAUGUAUUAGAAGUUUAUUUUGGCUUAAUGUUGAACUACUUUUGCUUUUGGUAUUCAAAUAUCUCAUUUACUAUAAAUUA